This is a messenger RNA of Schistosoma bovis, 2093 nucleotides long. NCBI's taxonomy places the organism in Eukaryota, Metazoa, Platyhelminthes, Trematoda, Strigeidida, Schistosomatidae. The record is from the annotation of a GenBank genome assembly.
UUUCGGAGCGCCUAAUGCAAACGUGUGGCCUUGCGGCAGUUUAAAUGGACAAGGAGGGUCCUUCAUGGAAAGAUGCUAUACUUACAUCCCUGCUUGAACGUGAUAUUAUUGAGAAGUCAUUUUUUACUGAAAUUUUUACACAAUACGACUCAAAUAAGGACAUUGUGUUAUACCUUAAGGGGGAAAACACUCGUCUUGUACGUGAAUUAACACUAUGCCAACAAGAGAAAUCCUCAAUACAGCUAGAACUUGAAAAGAUAAAGUCUGUCAAAUCCUAUGACUAUGAGCAGAAGGUGUUUCAUUUGCAAGAAGAGGUUACCGAAUUGCAUCGACAGAAAGGGAACGUAAGUUCAAAAGUAUGUUUGCAAAACUGCUAGCUCGCGCAAAAUGUUAUUGAUUUAAACAGAGUUCUUCAGGAGAAAGACACCUUGCUACAAUCAAAGUCCUUGAAGUUGGUUUUACAGUUAUAUAAGCGAGCUGUUUAGGAUUUCGGAGUUAGAGGACUGCCUUAAGGCUAAUCAAGUGCAGAAUCAUCACUUGAUGGAAAAGGUUAAGGGACUAGAGGAAACUAAAGAAGUGUGUUGUAUUGGUGUUAUGCAACGUGUGUUCUCAGUUGCUUACAGAUGAACAGGCCUCACACUUAAUGACCGCGAAGGCACUAGAAACAAAAAACAGGCAACUUGAGGAUGAUAAUCUGCAACUUAUGAAACGAAUAAAAGCCCUCCAGUCCACUGUUGAAAGGUUGAAAAAUAUAGAGUAUGAUGUGCAGUAUAGAAAAACUCAAGAAACAAUCCGCAAGAAUCUUCAAGAUGCAGUCAAUUCGACUAUAUUCGUUACUGAUAGUGAUUGUUCGGACAAGCCACUACCCUGUAAAUCUGCACUUCCGCGUAACGUUGCAGUCAAAAUAGAUGCUAAUGAAAAUGAAGUAAAUAGUGUUCGGUUCACUCCAUCAGGCCACAUUUUCGGAUCAGCAGGAUUUGAUCGUAAACUCCGAUUAUGGACAUAUCUAAAUGGAAAAUGUGAAAUCCAUUCUACCCUUGUUGGUUGUAAUGCUGCUGUCACUGCUAUAGAUUUUGACCCAAAUGAAACUGCUGUUUUAGGUGCCUCAAGUGAUUUUUCGUGUCGUGUAUGGACACUAAAUGAUUCCAGACUUCGAGUCAAUUUGACAGGACAUUCUGAGCGUGUUAUCUCUGCUAAAUUUAUGAGGUCUGCUAACCGCGUUGUCACUGCUUCAUCAGACAGAACGAUCAAGAUUUGGGACGUUGACAAGUGCUGUUGUAGGCGUACCAUCAUGGCUGCCUCCACAAUCCAAGAUGUAGUUGUUUGUCCCUCCAUGUCUGCGCUUGUUACUGGCCAUUUCGAUCAGCAUUUACGCAUUUGGGAUGAACGAUCUGGGGAAAAUACUGGCAAAAUCUUGCUCUCCGGGCGUAUUACUGGUAUGGACAUCUCCUCUGAUUUCACAACUGUUUUAUCUUGUACACGUAACAACACUUUAGAAAUUGUGGAUUUACGUAUGAACCAAGUUACACAAUGCUUGAAAGCUGAUGGUUUUCAAACAGGUUUAGAUAUAGUUCGACCAUGCUUCUCACCUGACUCAGAUUAUGUAGCUGCUGGUGGACAUGAUGGUGGAGUUUAUAUUUGGAGCACAGUUUCAGGAAAUUUAGAAAUUUGUCUCCGUGACCAUACAAAUAUUGUCGUUUGUUGUCAUUGGAAUCCGAAUGGUAAUUCUCUAGUUUCAUGUGAACGUAUUAAGAAAGCAAUUGUCUGGUCUAGUUUGUAAAAUUUCAUUACUAUGGUAUUUAUUUACUUACACAUAGUCUUCCAGUAAACAUUCUCUUUAAUCCGGCUUUACAUUAAUCUUUUCAAUGUUCGUUUGUUUUUGUCAUGUUCUUUCUUACCAGAUAUUUUCCCUUCUUUCUCCUUCCAUAUUUCCUAAUUUAAACACUAUUUGUAAUUUUUUAUUACAUACGUGAUAAUGGUUAUAAUAGGUUUCAUUAUAUUUAUAAUUAAUUAUAUCGACUUACGAUUUAUGUAUAGUAUUCGUAAUUAAUUUAUGUAUUAAUUUACUUCUAAUAAAAAAGAUAAUAUUGAGC